CUAUACUGUUAGCUACUUACCUGAGCUUGAGACAGGGAGAGAGUGUGAGUGGGUGCAAGUUAGAGGAGGGAUCAAAUCUCAGCACACAUAUUUUUACACUCACACGCUCACACAAACACACUCGGUGGCUCUCACUCUCCCUUGUCUCUCUCUCAUUUCAAGACUGUGACACUCACGCGCACACACGGGCGCCUUACCUCCAGGUUCAAGGGGAUAGGAGUCAAUAUUUGACGGAGCUGAGCAGAGAAGGAAGGAAGGAAGAAAGAAAGAGAAAGAGAGAGAGAGAGAGGGCGAAAGUAGAAGUGUGUUUCUCUCCUGUGCACUAGCAUUAGAGAUUCCUGGAAACGUGGAACUUGGACUUGAAGGCUCGUAAAGGAGGUUUCCCCCCCCCCAGACGCAGGUGGAUACUAACUUUACAGAAGAGUGGAGAGUUAAAGAAAAGGGGAUUAAGCUUUUCCUUAUUUUUUUUGGUCAGACUUUUGGACUUGGAUUGGGCAAGGCAGCCAUAAGAGGAGGGAGAUGGGGAGAUGGACAUUAAAUCUCUUGGUGGGGGUUGUACUUCUUGCUGUCCUCACAGCCAGUUGCUACGCUGAAAAAGUGAAUCACUGUCUGGCUACGAGGGCUAGCACCUGUUCAGAAUGUAUUCAGUCAGGGAAGGGCUGUGCCUACUGUCCAGAUGAGAUCUUUGAUGGUCCCCGCUGCGACCUUCAUGACAACAUCAUAAGCCGCGGCUGUAAUAGCGCGGUGACAGCCAAAAGCAGCAUGUCGAUGGAAAGAAAUGAGCAGAUCGACAUGCUGUUGAAGCAGUCCCAGGUAGCUCCUCAGGAGAUGUCUAUGACUCUGCUGCCAGGGGAGGAGAGGGAGAUCGAGAUGGAGGUGUUUGAACCAGCUAAAGGACCUCUGGACCUCUACAUUCUUAUGGACUUCUCCAACUCCAUGGAGGACGACCUGGACAACCUCAAGAGAAUGGGUGCUGAGCUGGCUGCGUUGGUAGGGAAGCUGUCUGAUGAUUACACCAUCGGUUUCGGCAAGUUUGUGGACAAAGUGGUGGAGCCCCAGACAGAUAUGAGACCAUCCAAACUUGCCAAGCCUUGGCCCAACAGUGACCCUCCCUUCUCGUUCCGUCAUGUGAUCACUCUGACCCCUGACCUGCGGUUCUUCACCGAGAAGCUGCAGAAGGAGAGGAUCUCAGGGAACCUGGACGCUCCAGAGGGGGGCUUCGACGCCAUACUGCAGGCUGCAGUCUGCGGGGAAAAGAUCGGCUGGCGUAGCCAUGCCACCCACCUCCUGGUCUUCUCCACCGAGUCGGCCUUCCACUACGAGGCGGAUGGUGCCAACGUGCUGGCGGGCAUCAUGCCACGCAACGACGAGCAGUGCCACCUGGACCCCGAGGGGAAAUACACAGAGGACACCAGGCAGGACUACCCCUCUGUGCCCACCCUGGUCCGCCUGCUGGGCAAACACAACAUUAUCCCCAUCUUCGCCAUCACAAACCACUCCUUUACCUAUUAUCAGAAGCUUUAUGAGUAUUUCCCCAUCGCUGAGUUGGGUCUGCUACAGGAAGACUCUGCUAACAUCCUCAAUAUCCUGGAGAAAGCCUUUGAGAAUAUCCGCUCUAAGAUCAGCAUCCGUGCUGAGGACAGGCCUAAAGCUAUAGAAGCUCAGGUCCUAUCGUACAGUGGCAGUGUUGCACAGGCUGGAACCUUCAAAGUCAAGCCUGGACAAAUAGGGAAGUUUAAGGUGCGUGUCAAGGCCAGUGAGAUGGUUGGGGAGCAACAUGUGUGCAGUCUGGAGCAGGGUGACAAAAAGGGGAAGAUGAGAGUCAAACCGACAACCUUCAGCACGGCUCUAAACAUCAACGCCGAAGUGCUCUGUAAAACCUGCGACUGUGAGAAGACCCCCACUAAAAAUGCAGUGCGGUGUACAGGCCACGGGGACCUGGUCUGUGGGAAGUGCCGGUGCUACGGUGGCUGGCUGGGUCCGUUCUGUAACUGCUCAACCAGUGCGUCGCCGGUCGCGGGUAGUUCCUGUCUGGGUCCUGACGUGGGGGAGCCGUGUUCUGGCCGAGGAGAUUGCCUGUGUGGAACGUGUGUGUGUUACAACACCGACCAGUACGAGGGACCCCUCUGUCAGUUUGACAAGUCCCAGUGUCAACGAUACGGAGGCUUCCUCUGCAACGACCGUGGUCGUUGCUUCAUGGGUCAGUGUGCGUGUGCAGAGGGCUGGGAGGGACCGGCCUGUGAGUGUCCCAUGAGCAACCAGACCUGUCUGGACACUAAAGGGGGUGUCUGUAACGGGCGUGGUGUGUGUAAGUGCGGUCGCUGUGAGUGCCAGGACUCUGGCCUGGCCAUGACCCCCACCUGCGAGGCUAACUUCCAGGCCCAGCUGGGGAUGUGUGAGGACAAGAGGAGCUGUGUCCAGUGUCAGGCCUGGAAGACCGGAGAGAAGAAGGACAGCGACCAGUGUGACCAGUGCCAGUUCAAAGUGGUCAUGGUGGACGAGCUCAAGGAAAAUAAAGAGGUGAUUGAGGCGUGUAGUUUCCGCGACGAGGAUGACGACUGUACGUACCACUACACCGUGGACUACCCUGAGGAGCAGACUGACAAGGAACUGGAAGUCCAGGUGCUUAAAAAGAAAGACUGUCCCCCUGCUGGCUUCCUGUGGCUGAUCCCCCUCAUCAUGUUCCUCAUGCUACUGCUGGGUCUACUGCUGCUCUGCUGCUGGAAGUACUGCGCCUGCUGCAAGGCAUGUCUUGCUCUGCUGCCAUGCUGUGGAAGAGGCCGUAUGGUUGGCUUUAAGGAGGACCAGUACAUGCUCCGCCAAUCCCUGCUCACCUCUGACCACCUGGACACGCCCCUAGUGAGGACCGGCCCGCCCAAGAGCACCGACGUGGUUCGCUGGAAGAUCACCGACAAUGUGCACCGAUCACCCAAUCACCCGCUGGCGCAGGUCCAGCCCAACCCCAAAGAGACCAUCCAGUUCCCUCUGUCCCUGCGUCUGAACAGGUUGUUCACAGAAAGUCUGUCUCACCCCGACGCCAGAGACACGGAGAUGCUGCGCAGGGAGGUUGAUGACAACCUGAAUGAAGUGUACAAGCAUGUUCCUGGAGCCCAGAGGGUUCAGAAUACCAAAUUUAGAUUACAGAGGAAUGCUGGUAAAAGAAAAGACCACACAAUUGUAGACACAGUCGUGUCCGCUCCUCGCUCCAGCUACCCCGACAUCGUCAAAUUGACUGAGAAAAACGUCCAGUCUGGAAACUUCCAAGAUCUCAAAGUGGUGCCGGGCUACUACACAGUGGCCACAGACAGAGAGGCGGCUGGUGCCGUGGAGUUCCAGGAGGGGGUGGAGACGGUGGAUGUGCGCGUGCCGCUCUUCAUCAAGGAAGAUGACGAUGAUAAGAAGCAGCUGCAGGUGGAGGCGGUGGACGUUCCUCUGGGCAUCGCUGAGAUAGGGAAACGCUUCGUCAACAUCACCAUCAUCAAAGAACACGCCAAGAGUAUUAUGUCGUUCCUGCAGCCUUCCUACACCUACAGCCGACAGGACAGAGUGGCUAACAUCCCCAUUAGCAGAGAGAUCAUAGAGGACGGACACACACAGGUCACCUACCGCACCCGAGACCUCACCGCCAAGGACAAGAAGGACUAUGUGACAGUGGAUGGGGAACUGUCCUACGGGCCAGGGGAGACCCAGCAGACUGUCCCGGUGCGUCUAUUGGAGCUGGGAGAGGGAGACGGUCUGCUGAAGGACACACAGGUCAAACAAUUUGUCAUGGACCUCAGUAACCCAAGACAGGGAGCCAAGCUGGGACGCUACCCCAGAACCACCGUCACCAUCACUGACCAACCAGAGCCCAGUGUGAUGAUGUUUAUGAAGAGCACCCAGAACUUCUCCACAGCUGACCCAACCUACUCCAUCCCCGUGGUCCGCACACGCAACCAGGAGGGGCCCGCCACCGUCCACUGGAAGACCCGCAAUGCCAAGCGCUUCGAACUGUCUGGUCCCCUCAAGUUUUCUCCCGGGGAGACUGAGAAGAACAUCGUGAUCGACCCACGCCCUCACCCUGGACCGGUCAAACCAGAAAUCUUCCAGCUGGAGUUGUUUGACCCCAGUACGAACGCCGCGGUCGGGGAGAGGAAGACGACAAUGGUCACGAUUACUGAUGGAGCAUUACCAGAGAUUGCCCAGAAGCAGCAGCAGGGUAAGGACUUCAUCAACCGGACAGCCAUGUCCCCUGGUGGUCGUCUCUUCUCUCCCACCAACGUCAAGGCUAAUGCCACUGGCCCACGAAACAUCCGUCUCAACUGGGACCCCUUAGGAAGCCCCCUGGGCUACAAGGUGAAGUAUUGGAUCUAUGGGGACCCUGAGACUGAUGGCCAGGUGAUAGAUGUGAAGACCACCCACGCUGAGCUGACCAACCUGUACCCCUUCUGUGACUACGAGAUGAAGGUGUGUGGCUACAACGCCCUGGGAAACGGAAACUACAGCGACAUGGUGCCCUGUCAGACCCUGGAGGACGUCCCCAGUGAGCCCGGUCGUCUUGCGUUCAACGUCAUCAGUCCAACCGUCACUCAGGUCAGCUGGGCGGAGCCUGCCGAGACCAACGGUGUCAUCACCAACUACGAGGUCCUCUACACACCCAUCAAUGACAACACAAAGCCGAUGGGUGUAGCUAAGAAGGUUAAGAUAGACAACCCUAAGAAGAGGAUGUUGCUAAUUGAGAACCUGCAGUCGGCCCAGACCUACUGCUAUAAGGUCCGGGCUAAGAACAGUGUUGGCUGGGGUCCAUUCAGAGAGGCAACCAUCAACCUGGCCUCACAGCCCGUCAGACCCAUGUCCAUCCCUAUCAUCCCAGACAUCCCAAUAGUGGACGCGGAGGCGGGGGAUGAGUACGACGGCUACCUGAUGUACAGCAGCGAGGUCUUGAGGUCGCCAACAGGCUCCAAGAGACCCAGCGUCUCAGACGAAGACCAAAUGAACGGCAGGUGGGAACAAAACUUCCUGUUCCCCGGGGGAAAUAAUUCCAUGUCGCGCAGUGCCAAUAUGUCGUCUUCCAGCUACAGCCAGCUGUCUCCCAUGUCCACCCUCAGCUCCAACCACAGAGGAGGGGCCGGAGGUUCCAUGACUACGGAGUCCUCCACAACAUACCUCUCUGGACAAGGAGGGAACUCGCUCUCCCGCACUCAGGUGAUCGGGGGCGGGACGCGCACAGAGAAUGUUGUCAUGAGGAAGCGGUCAGAGAACCGAGGUUACUAUGAGUACGACGACAACAUCCGAGAUUCCAUCGUCAUAGGAGACCUGUCCAGUGGAUUGUCGGGAUACACAGACGGCAAAAGUACUUAUGGCUUCAGCCCCACUCAGACACAGUACAGCUACAGUAUGUCUCGGGUCUUGCGGGGCAGGACCCAGUCUGAGGAUGUCAACGAUGCGCUACUGAAUCUGGACAGGGUGCUCCAGGACUCUCGUUUGGCCUCUGGGGUCCCUGACACCCCCACCAGGUUGGUGUUCUCUGCCCUGGGCCCCACGGCCCUGAAGGUCAGCUGGCAGGAGCCCCACUGUGACAGGGAUGUGCUGGGGUACUGUGUUCUCUACCAGCUACUCAAUGGAGGUGAUAUGAAGCGUAUAGACGUGUCCAGCCCAGCAGAGAACUCUGUGGUGGUGCAGGACCUGCUGCCUAACCACUCCUACCUGUUCAAGGUGAAGGCUCAGAGUCUGGAGGGCUGGGGACCAGAGAGAGAGGGAGUCAUCACCAUAGAGUCAGCCGUCAACCCCAACAGCCCACUCAGUCCAAUGCCAGGUUCUCCCUUCACUCUCAGCACCCCCAGUGCUCCAGGCCCCCUGGUAUUCACAGCUCUGUCCCCCGAGGCACUGCAGCUGAGCUGGGACAAACCCCGCAAACCCAACGGAGAUAUCCUGGGCUACGUGGUCACCUGUGAACAGCUGCACGGAGGAGGUGACAUGCGUUCCUUCCAGGUGAGCGGUGACAGCGCUGAGACCAGUCUGACGGUUCCGGACCUGAGUGAGAACAUGCCAUACAAGUUCAAAGUUCAGGCCAGGACGACGCAGGGCUUCGGGCCCGAGAGGGAGGGUAUCAUCACCAUCGAGUCUCAGGAUGGGGGUAGCACGUCUCAAAUAGGUGGAAUAGGUGGUAUGUCUCAACUAGGAGGCCUAGGUGGUAUGUCCCAAAUACAAGGCCUAGGAGGUAUGUCUCAACUAGGAGGCCUAGGUGGUAUGUCCCAAAUAGAAGGCCUAGGAGGUAUGUCUCAACUAGGAGGCCUAGGUGGUAUGUCCCAAAUAGAAGGCCUAGGAGGUAUGUCUCAGUACAGCAGUCAGUCCUUGACCAAGAGAGAUGUGUUCCAACUGCCGACAGAGGUCAGCACCCACAGCAACGUCACACACACCAUGAUCAACGACCCCUACUUCUCAGGGGACGGUAUGAUGAUGACUUCCCAGCACACAGAGACCAGCGGCAUGGUAACCCGUCAUGUGACUAAGGAGGUGGUCCAGAGGAGCAUGCAGGUGGCCGGCUCCAGCAGCGUCACCAAGAAGGUUGAGAGGUCGUUCUAUGAGGCUUGAGGUCAAAAGUCAACAACAAGAUGGCGGUGUCCCUGGGGCCCAACACACCAUGUUCACCUUUCUGUCUGUUACAGUGGAUCCUGUCCUGCCCUCUGUCUGACAUGGGAUUAAUUUCAUUAUUUUGUUUAUAGUUUUGUCUCUUGUUUCUAUUUUGUUGGAAACAUUUUACAUUCAAAGAACUCUACCACCCCCACAGUCUUGUUGGAAGUUUGUCAUUUUUAUACACAAUACUCAUGGCUCCCUCUAUUGGUUCUAACUGGUAUUACGCCCAGAGGCUUUAGAUUAUGCGCUAAUCUGAGGUCGUAUCACAAUAGUUUAAAGUAGAGCCCGCACUGGUGUUAAUAUCUCUUGGCAGAGAUUAUCUGAGAGAUAAUGGCGGGAGAGUGUACAAGUGUUUAUACCGGCUGGCUGCUAGAUGUCUUGCAAGAUGACUGCAGUUUGUUAAUUUGAUUACAUUUACAUUUUUUAAAACAUUUGAGUCAUUUAGCAGACGCUCUUGUCCAGAGCGACUUACAGUUAGUGCAUUCAUCUUAAGAUAACUAGGUGGGACAACCACAUAUCACAGGUUGUCUCAUCUUAGUAGCAACCGCCUGCCAGUACACUUAACUAUGUUUGUUUGUAGGGGCUCAUAGAGAAUUGUAUUAUUAGAUUGUGAUUUUCACAGUCAUUACUAUUACAAACAUGAAAUAUAUUAGGCUGACGUGUUUUCUUUGUCAGAAGAGAUUGAAUUGAUAUGUUGAUGCCAAAUACUGUAUUGCGAUGUAUUGUUUGUGUAAAAAUAUAUUUCCUAUGGUUUUGCAUAUUUCAUUUUUUUUGUACAUUUUCCAUGCUGAACAAAGUUAAAGAGAUUCUCUGGUACUUGUGUAUAUGUUUUAGCCAGUCGUUCCGAAGGUAGCGCUCACAAACCAAAAGUGGUCCCCGAACAUUCCGUACUAUGUCACACGUCUGCAGAUAUGUGCACCACGUCAUUGCUCUCUCUCGCGCGAUGCUGUGUGUGCGCGCUAUCUUGCCAUCUGUCACUCAGAUGGCGAGGGACUGAAGCUCAUUGGCUGAAACUCGCCCCACACGGGGGCAAAAUGUAGAGAAAAUGGAGCCGUACAGCUUACAGAAAACAGUCGCUAUCAAAAUAGGAAUUUGGUGGCUAAUUGAGGUUAAACAGUAAUUCUGCUCAUAGAUUAUGCCUGUAUGAACUACACAUUGACACAUCCAGCCCAAAUUAGGAGCUUUAAAAAAUACUUAGUCGCCAAAGUUCUGGAGCAUGUCUUUAAUAAAUCCAUAAUGUAGAUAUAACAUCAUAAGGUAACAGUAUUUCAUACUUUAAAUGUUUAUCUCAAUACUGUAUAAUUGUUUUAAAAAGAGUACUUCGGUCUACAAGCAUGUUAUGCCUAACUAAUAUAUUCUAGCAUAGAUAGAAAACUUGGUCCUGAUAUUUCAGAGGGAUAUGUUUUGUGACAAAAAGAUUGUAUUCUCUUUAUAAUGUAUUUUUACACCUAUGCUGUGCUUUGGUUCAAUUCUAAAUACUGUCUAUUGUAACAAGUCCUUACACUUAGUGAGAUAUAGGGCAAAAAUAAUUAUACUGGUUGAAUGUAGAAGUUGAAUUUGAUUAAAAAAAUAAAAUUAAAGAAAGUCGUAAUGAUAUUUCAGAAAUAUACCAAAAAGACAUGUUUAUACUUUGUCAUCAUAGCUACUCAUGAAAUACUUUGUGUAACGUUCAUACAAUAAUCUGCUGUUUGUUUUUUUAUAUCUGACAUGUCCAUUUUAUGGCAUUUAAUAAAGAUUGAAUAUGAACCUCAA
This is a messenger RNA of Oncorhynchus tshawytscha (Chinook salmon), 8367 nucleotides long. Its product is annotated as integrin beta-4-like. The transcript has 39 exons. Lineage: Eukaryota; Metazoa; Chordata; Actinopteri; Salmoniformes; Salmonidae. Gene Ontology annotation, biological process: integrin-mediated signaling pathway; cell adhesion mediated by integrin; cell communication. Gene Ontology annotation, cellular component: membrane; integrin complex; cell surface. The record is from RefSeq and is a predicted model, not a curated record. The coding region runs from base 520 to 6573 and encodes 2017 amino acids. Gene Ontology annotation, molecular function: integrin binding.